Molecule: messenger RNA, 960 nt
Organism: Choloepus didactylus (southern two-toed sloth)
Lineage: Eukaryota; Metazoa; Chordata; Mammalia; Pilosa; Megalonychidae
Gene: GNG11
Product: G protein subunit gamma 11
Exons: 2
Coding region: 441-662 (73 amino acids)
Biological process (GO): G protein-coupled receptor signaling pathway
Cellular component (GO): heterotrimeric G-protein complex
Molecular function (GO): G-protein beta-subunit binding
Source: RefSeq, a predicted model, not a curated record
UUGUCCCUCAAGGAAAGUGGGCUAGCACAGCCCCAAGCCUCCGGCCCCAGCCCAGGCCGGACCCGCGCGGGCGUGGCAGGGUCGGGAGCCCGGGCUCCCCCGGGCCAGCAUCUCUGCCAGGAGAUUGAGCAGCGGGAAGCUCCUCAGGGUCCUGUGGCCGCCGCUGGAACGUUACCCCAAGCUAGGACCUUAGGACGAGCCUCCUGGGGUUGUGCAGACUUGAGAAAAAGACACAGGGUUUUAAGAUCGUAAGGGCUGGCGUGAGGAGACCUCCCAGAGGAAGCUCGAGCCCUGGGGAGCUGGGGACCGAGGCAGUCACAUCCUCCGCCGGCCAGCGCGGGCGGGGAGGCACCGCAGUUAUUUCGGGACGUGCUGUGGUUUGCAGCACUUCCAGCGCCUCCAGUUCCUGAGCUGUCCUUGGGCCCAGUUCUGGGGCAAAAAUGCCUGCCUUUCACAUCGAAGAUAUGCCAGAGAAGGAAAAGCUGAAGAUGGAAGUUGAGCAACUCCGCAAAGAAGUGAAACUGCAGAGACAACAGGUGUCCAAAUGUUCUGAAGAAAUAAAAAACUAUAUUGAAGAACGUUCUGGAGAGGAUCCCCUGGUGAAGGGUAUUCCAGAAGACAAGAAUCCCUUUAAAGAAAGAGGAGGCUGCAUUAUUUCAUGAAUAACUCUGGGGAGAAACUUCAUCCUCAGUGGAAGAACUAGUUUGCUUUAGUUUUUCCAAAUAAAACCAACAUGCCUUUUUAACAAACUAAAAAGGAAAUUUAAAUGAGACUUUAUUAAACACGAUAUAGAUAUGGUUAUGUAUAAAAGCCUACGGGCUUCUCAUUUUGCUCACUAUGCCCACUCUUAAACAGGAUACAAUUAUGUAAAGACAUUACUUAUGCAUGACUCACCUCUUUCCGUACAUUGCCUGAUGCUUCCAAUAAAAUUUUAUCUCUGGAAAAUGAGUGUUGACAAUU